AUGAUGAGCGGUGAAGCGCGCCACCAGCGACACCAGCCCGUGGAGGAAGGCUGGACUGGGCCCUUCCACUUCCUUGCACUGGCAGACCCGCAACUGGGCACCCUCCAUUCAAACGAGGCCUGGGACGAAGAGCUUGAGAUGCUGCGCAAGGCGAUUGCACACGCCAACCGCCUCAAGCCAGCCUUUGUUGUGUUCCUGGGAGACCUGGUACAUGCCUUCCCCGAUCAGAGCGAAGAGCUGAAGCAGAUACAGACGCAGCAAGUGGAGGACUUUAGAACUGCCCUCGCGGAGAUGGACAGCAACAUCCCCAUCUACUACGUCAGCGGCAACCACGACCUCGGCAACAAGCUCACACACAACGCGCUGCAGCUGUACCGGCAGCGGUUUGGGCCAGACUUCUUCGAGUUCACCUGCCGUGGCGUGCGUGGCGUUGUCCUCAACACGCAGGCAUUUGACGAUCCCGACGCCACGGAGCUCGCCGAGGAGCAGAUCCGCUUCUUGCAAUCGGCGCUGGAGAUUGAGGAUGACAAUGGUGAUGACGAUGGUGAUGACGAUGAUGACAGUGCGCAGGACCAAGAGGGAAGGAGGGGUGAUGCGAGCAAGAAGUCUCGUGGUGCUGAGCGUGACACACGGCCGAGGAUUGUGCAGAAGAUUGUGUUUGGCCACAUCCCGCCGUUCCUGUUUGAGGAAGACGAGCCCGAUGGUUAUUUCAACAUCGCCCCCGAAAUGCGUGCGCGCCUGCUGGGCAUUGCCAAGAAGGCGGGCGUGAGGCUGUGGAUGUCUGGGCACUACCACCGCAACGCCGUGGGCAGAGCCGGCGAGCUGGAGGCAGUCACCACCAGCGCUGUUGGCACGACCUUGCAUCCGAGUGGCAUUGACCCGCUUGGACUGAAAGGGUUUGAUGACUUCCAGUGCGGCGAGCAGCACUCUGGGUUCCGCGUUGUUCGUGUGUAUGAGGAUCGUAUUGAGCAUGACUGGUACACCAUGGCCAACGUGCCCCAGUCCAUCGCACUCUGA
This is a messenger RNA of Salpingoeca rosetta, 1017 nucleotides long. RefSeq names its product CSTP1 protein. The transcript is spliced from 2 exons. Gene Ontology annotation, molecular function: hydrolase activity. Lineage: Eukaryota; Choanoflagellata; Craspedida; Salpingoecidae. The record is from RefSeq and is a predicted model, not a curated record. Bases 1 to 1017 code for a protein of 338 amino acids.